CCUCCCGCCCGCCGGGACAGCUUCCUCUUUUGCAACUAUUUAAGGCUGGUUCCUGCCGCGAACCUGGCAGCAGCCGGGACAUGGAGCGCAUGGAUGUGACCGAGACCUUCUCCGGCAUCUCCCUGCCGGGGCACCUCCACACGCAGGAGUCUCUCAGCUUCGCCGUCACCUUCCCAUUCCGCCCCACCGACGUGGUCAUCGCCACCUACCCCAAAUCAGGCACCACCUGGAUGCAGGAGAUCCUGACGCUGCUGUUCAGCCACGGGGACGUCCUCCCCGCCAAGACCAUCCCCAACUGGGAGCGGGCGCCGUGGCUGGAGCAGGUCUACUUCAGGGAGGCCCUGCAGGACGUGCAGGACACGGCCGCCUGCCGGCUCAUCACCACCCAUCUGCCCGCCCGCAUCCUGGCCCCUGCCCUGCAGCAGAGCAAGGCCAAGGUGAUCUACGUGGCCAGGAACCCCAAGGACGUCGUUGUCUCCUUCUACCACUUCCAUCGCCUGGCCAAGUUCCUGCCUGAUCCUGGAUCCUUCGACAGCUUCCUCACGCAGUUCCUCGAGGGCACAGUGCACUACGGCUCCUGGUUCGACCACGUCAAGGGCUGGCUGGGUCAGCGGCAGCUCCUGGACAUCUUCUACGUCACCUACGAGGAGCUGCACCAGGACCUGCGUGGCACCGCACAGCGGCUCAGCGCCUUCCUGGGGUGCCCACUGGAACCGGAGACACUGGCAGCCCUGGAGCAGCACUGCAGCUUCGCCACCAUGCGUGACAACGCCAUGGCCAACUACUCCCUCAUCCCCAUCGAGAUCAUGGACCACAGCCAGGGAUGCUUCAUGAGGAAAGGCGUUGUGGGGGACUGGCGGGACCACUUCUCCCCGUGGCAAAACGCGCUCUUCAACCGCCUCUACCAGGAGGAGAUGGGUGACCUGGAGCUGCCCGUGCACUGGCCCAUGGCCUGAUGGGCUUUGGGGAGCCGGGGGGGGGGGCACUGCACAAUGAGACUGGCUCCCUGAGCCCUGCUGAAGGGGAUGCAGCCUGCGUGGGGACCACCCCAAGCCCCAUGCACCACCCCAGGGACUGGAGCUGGGGGUCUGGUGUUGAGGGGGGCUGUCUGCAUGGCACCUCCCUGGGGAUGGGGGCACUGCUGGCUACC
Messenger RNA from Pezoporus flaviventris, 1150 nucleotides. Its product is annotated as sulfotransferase 2B1-like. Bases 81 to 956 code for a protein of 291 amino acids. The record is from RefSeq and is a predicted model, not a curated record. Gene Ontology annotation, molecular function: sulfotransferase activity. Gene Ontology annotation, biological process: sulfation. The transcript is spliced from 6 exons. NCBI's taxonomy places the organism in Eukaryota, Metazoa, Chordata, Aves, Psittaciformes, Psittacidae. Gene Ontology annotation, cellular component: cytoplasm.